AUUGGGCUUAUGUGCAAUUUUUAUUUUCCAUUAUAUAUUGAUGGCUAGAGAGAGAGAGAGAGAGAGAGAGAGAGACCACAACCCUGUAUCAAGGGCUGCAUGUACGAUAUUGUCUGGCGCCACCUGCUGGCACAUAAUACAUUACACAACCAUUCUGAAGUUUCACCGUUUGCAGCUGUAGACUUGAUAUAAAACUUUACAAAUGGUGAGUCAAUAAAAAGCAAGACUUUGUCACAAGGUAAAAAGAAAACAUCACAAUGUAAUCCCUUGUUUUAUACUUAUAUGAUAUUAAGGAAGGUACAAUCCAGCAGCACUUUUAAUUUUGGGGUCUCUGUGCAGCACUUGCACUGCAGUUUCUUCAAUGAUAGUCGCUUUACAUUUUGAAAGGCUGAAAACGCAUUCUAGUUGUGCACUCAGUCCUCGUUAUUUAAAUGAUCAAACAUUGAGUUUGUAACCGUGUACUGGCUGGAUACAGUUUGACAUGCUGCCAAAAGCUGAUGAAAACACAAUUAAAUUAGCAACCUAAAAUACUUAUUAGGCUCUAAAUUUAUUUUUUACAAAAUAAUCGUAUAUACAGUACGAAUGCUACAUUUGGAAGAGCAUGCCAAUACUGGGUCAGUACCUCCCUUUUGUAUACUGGGAUAACAAGUUUAACUGGAACAGAAUCUGACAUGAUUUUUUUUUUUUUGUAUUGUAUUAAAUACAUGCUGUUUUAAUUUAAAAUAAUUGCAAAUCUGUCAUUUUGACUGGAGAGCCAGACUCCAGGGACAAAGAUUGAUCAAAACAGACUUCUCCUGUGCUGUAUAAUUGAAGUCUCACCACUGCGUAAGGCUUGGCAGGUACAGGAGAGCGGACAGCAGCCAAGUCCUAAUGUGUUUGUACUUCUGCUCAGCAUGGCAGUUAUGAACCAGUACAGUAAUAAGUACUUCUGAGGGUUGCUAUGGAUACAGUUUCAAAACCUCGACCGAAGUUGAUGUAAUCACAAAUUUGCUUUAAUUUCCUAUUUUUCUUCCCCAUUAUAUGCUUUUAACAGACAGAAUGUUCAAACUGACACAUUUCCAGCCUCUACUGGGAGGGAGGGAGGGAAUGCCUAUAAAAUUAAAAACAAAUGAUGUUAUGAAAACCCAAAUCUGUGCUGAAAAUGUAUAGCGUUAGACGAAAGGAAUGCAGCGAGGUCUAUUCAGCUGAGCUACGCAUGAGCAGACAGACAUGCAGUUGACGUUUCAUUAUUUAGAAUAGGGCUCCCAUUGGGAUUAUAGUUUCUAUGCCAGAUAAAUAUGCUAAAGAAACGCCCAUGCAAGCUUACAUAACUUUAAUACAUUUGAGUGGUGGUAGCAGACCCCAGAAACUUUGUAAUGCAGUGUAUUGCAUUUGUAUGUAGCCUCUAAAGCAAUGCUACCUUGGCAAACGAUGGCAGCUAAACACUAUCAAACUCAUUUAAAUAUUUGGGGUUACUUUUAUUAAUAAUUAUUGCUUUACGGAUACUGGAGCUUUAACUAUACCAGUCGACCACGCCCACUCCCCUUUCCCCGCCCCUGGAAACAAAUCUAGGCAUGACAAAGCCGUUGCUAAGGACGCCCCAAGAUGACUGCUUCCAGUAAACAGCAAAGAAAUACCAGAUACUACAUCGGGGACGUUAAACAUCAACUCCGUGAUGGAUUCGGGGUGUACGUAUAUCCGAAUAGCUUCUUUCGUUAUGAAGGAGAGUGGAAAGCGGGGCAAAAGCACGGACACGGGAAGUUAUUAAUGAAGGAUGGGAGUUACUAUGAAGGGGAGUUUUCCUGCGGAGAAAUAGAUGGGAAUGGGUUAAGAUACUGGGCAUCUUCAGGUAACACAUAUUCAGGGCAGUUUCGCUGUGGAGAGCUCCAUGGAUUUGGUGUGAUGCAGUACGGCGAUGGCAGUCGAUAUGAGGGAGAGUUUUCUUAUGGUUUGAGAGAAGGACAUGGUUUUCUGCUGGACAAGGAGGGACAUGCUUACCAAGGUUCUUUCCAUAACAAUAAGAAGCAUGGAGAAGGGCAGAUGACUUGCAGGAAUGGGGAUCAGUAUGAAGGAGGUUGGAUACUGGACCAGAGACAAGGUCAUGGCGUGCUUCGUUUUAUAGACGGCUCAAUCUAUGAGGGUCAGUGGAGAAACAGCCUUUUCAAUGGCCAGGGGAGCAUGAUUCACUGCUCGGGUGUCAUUUACGAAGGCAUGUGGACGAAUGGACAGCCUGCUGGUGGGGCGAGUAAGAUUGUGAUUGAGGGAGGGGAUGUCCUUGAGGUGUUCCAGGACUCCCCGUUUACUGUUGAAGUCCAACUCCAAAACAACGAGGGAGAAAUGACUGCAGGUGAGAGUGGCCGUGUCCUGAAGCUCUCAGCUGGUGUCCGAUACACUGAACUCCCUCCCAGCUGCUCCUCCACCACCUUCCUAAAGCUGAUUGAAGACAUGGAAGAAAAACCUUUUCCAACUCCAUUCGGCUUUGAGUGUAUUAGCUACCCUUUGAUGGAGAAGAUGCUUGAAAGAGACCACUCCAGAGGCUCAGCCCCCCUUGCGGUGACUAAAUCUGGAUUUGUGCUGACUGACUCCCCAAUCCCUGAGGGUGAAGUGGAGUCUGGAAGUGGAUCAGACACCAUGGGCGGCAGGGGUGCGCCCCCCAGCAACCUGGAUGGAAACCUGCAGUUCUCAGGGUCAGAGGAUGAUUGGCAACCCCCUCCAGCCAAUCAGAGAGUAGAAGCAGGCUGUGCUAAAUUCCAAAAUGUCAUGCUUGCCCCUCCUCCCACAAACUACCGGGCUUUUCUGGUGAUGGAUGAACUGGAAAAGCAAAAAGCAGCUAAGAAGCCAGCUGGCAGAGCUUCUUCAGAGAAACUGACAUCAUCCCUGGACAGAAGUGCUGACAGCAGAUCCAACAUAGUGAGCCACGUGGGAGGUAAUUCAAAGAGCAGCCUUGCAGACAGCGUGAACGUGAGAGCAGGUGAAUAUGUGAUUAUGGUCCAGGACGUGACCAGCCCACCGUUCCUUAACCACCCUCUACCGCCAGCGUUUGUGCUUCUCAGAGUCAUUCCCCCAAAGAACGGCAAGAACAGCAAGAGUGUCAGAAAGGAAAGCAAGUGAUCACACCAGUCAGGGCAGCUCCUUGCAAACUAAUAUGUGAGUUUUUCCUAGCAGGGAUCACCAUGUGUGUGUUUUACAGUACAUUUUCAUUCCAAAUUAUUUGAUUGAAGACAAAAGCAUGGAGAUAUUGGCAAUUCAAAAGGGGCUCUAAUGUUUAUUUUAUAAUGUUUAAGAAAACCUCAGUACCUUGUAUUGUUUUUUUUUGUUUCUUGUUUUUUUUUACUGUAUGUGAAGCAUAUCAUAAAAUGUGCAGCCCCUUCUCGUUUGUGUCUCAUUUUCUGCAUCAACUUGGCAGUGUCAGAUUCUGUCAACACAGUCAUUGACGUUUGUGACAUCUGCUGUUAUUUCUCGCAAAUAUGCGAAAGAACGUUGUUGACAACUGCAAUAAUAAUAAUAAUAAUAAUAAUAAUAAUAAUAAUAAUAAUAAUAAUAAUAAUAAUAAUAAUAAUGCCACCACUUGUUUGAGAUGUAUUAUUAAAUAUGCAGACUGCGAAAAAAUGGAAAGAGAAAAAAACAUUUUCAGUUGGUGGUCCGAUAGUUGCCCUCAUCUUUACCCCUUGGUUUUGAUGUGCUUUUGUUCAGAACUUGGCAUCUUAUUCACAAGUUUUUUACCAAUACUGUACAUGACUUUGUAAUAAAUCUCCUUAAAACAUG
Molecule: messenger RNA, 3744 nt
Organism: Acipenser ruthenus (sterlet)
Lineage: Eukaryota; Metazoa; Chordata; Actinopteri; Acipenseriformes; Acipenseridae
Product: MORN repeat-containing protein 1-like
Exons: 14
Coding region: 1585-3090 (501 amino acids)
Source: RefSeq, a predicted model, not a curated record